AGUUUUACAGUCUCGUUACAGGAUAUAAACUGUUGGACAUACUUUUAGAUUUUAUUGCUUGGUGUCGGAUAUAUUCUCUUUUUUAUUCUUUUUUAAAAUAAAAAUGGGAGACGGAUCAGGUUACGACCAACACGUGGAUCUAUACACUGACAAAAAUGCCAGUUACUGGAUACCCUCUCUCUAUCAACCAGGACAACAGCAAACUGGUUAUACACCACAACAUCCGGCUUAUCCACCAGAACAACCAGGUAAUGUCCAACAACCCUACAACAAUACCAAAACCACCUUGGUGGUUAAUCAACCUCAGACCGGGAAAGUGAUCAUUCAGCCACGACCCCCAAAUCGCAUGGUGGAUUCCAUACUUGCAUGCCUUUGCUGCUUCUUGCCAACAGGCAUUUUUGCGAUCUACUAUGCAAAACAGGCUAACCGUCUUGUGAGUGCAGGUGAUUACGAGGGAGCGAGAUGGAUGUCAGACAACGCCCGGAAGUUUAUAAUUAUAAGUGUGUUCCUUGGAUUUAUUUUGGUCAUAUUUUGUACUUUUUAUGCACGACAGCACUAUAGCAUGUACAACUAGACAGAAAAUCGGGAUAUAUCGUCAUUGACCAUUGCCGGAAUGAUGCUAACUUUUAAUAGAAACGUUUUCAUAUGAAGGAUGCAUAAACACUGUUUGUACGUGUAUAUAGCAUUACACAUUUUGUAAUACUGAUACUGCUGUUUACCAUACUAGUGUUAUAUAGAUUAUUGCUGUAUAUAAUUGGGAAGUACAAUUAUUUCUUUUUACUUCAAUCGACAAUUGACAUCUAUUUAAUUUACGAUCAAACACGAACAGAAAUGUUCCUAUAACGGCCGCCAGUUUUAAUUUGCCGCGCCAAUAUGUGGCAAAAACAUCAAGUACUUCUGUACAUGCUAUCUUGAAAUUCUUUCACGACAGUAAAGUACGUUAAGUCCUCAUGCACGACAUACUUUUCAAUUUGAUUGUAUGCCACUAACAAAGCAUCAGUCAACAUUUAAAACUUAACUUUCCCAUGGGAAAUGCCAUUUUCCCAUAAGAAUGCGGUCUUUUCCAUAGGAAAAUGACUUUCCCAUGGGAAAGAAAUGUAAAUUUUCCCAUGGGAAAUAAAUAUAUUUUUAAAAUGUUAAAUCAUUAUCUUUUUGACUUAUUCCACACCCGGGACACCAUAUUAUGUCUUUGUAAAAGGUUAGUUAUCAUUUUGAAAAAAGUUAGAUUUUC
Messenger RNA from Mercenaria mercenaria, 1231 nucleotides. RefSeq names its product proline-rich transmembrane protein 1-like. The record is from RefSeq and is a predicted model, not a curated record. NCBI's taxonomy places the organism in Eukaryota, Metazoa, Mollusca, Bivalvia, Venerida, Veneridae. Gene Ontology annotation, cellular component: membrane. The transcript has 4 exons. Bases 104 to 574 code for a protein of 156 amino acids.